UUACCAGUGCUGGCUCAACCCUUGACCAAUGCCUGCAGCAGUUCUCCGAUUUUUCUGGAGCACAGGAACAACUUACUCGAUGGCUUCGAGAUGUGGAAUUAGCCAUGCAGCAGCACACUGAGUUGAAAAAUUCCCUCCAGGAGAAGACUGCCCAGUUACAAAACCAUAAACUUGUCCACCAAGAGAUUCAGGCACACCAGAAUCUUGUUGAAAUGGUGUGUGAGAAAGCUCAGACGCUAGUCAACCAGACUCAGGACAAAACUCUAAAUGUGUACAUACAGUCCAUUCAGACUCUGUUUCAAAACAUUGUGUUGAAAAGCCGAGACCUUCAAGACAAGUUGGAGUUGUGUGUUCAUGAUCAUGCUCAGUUCAAUUCACUUUGCAAAGGCUUCGGUGACUGGCUGAACCUCCAGCGUGAUCAGCUGCACCUGUGUGCCGAUGUGUCCGGUGAGAAGUCUGAUCUCAUCAAAAAACUUGACAACCUAAAGAGGGUAGAAACUGAACUAAACACCUGUUCACAACUUGUUGCAGUGACACUUAUCGUUGCCAAGGACCUUGAUGCAGUUCAGGGAACAGGGGACAAAAAACUGUCGGAGCUUCGCACACUGGGUGAAAAGGUUUCUCUUAGCACCUCAGAGAGGGGUGGAAAGGCUCUUAAAGCCACUGUUACAUCCAUGGAAGAUGCAUGGAACCAACACUUAGCUAAAGUUGGUGAGUAAAAAGAUAAAAAAAAAAAUAAAUAAAUAAAAUUCUUUUAAAUCUACACACACACACACUUUUUGGUUAUCUGUUGUUGUCUCUCCAUAUGUGUCCUUGACUUUGUAGUGAUCUCUCCAGACCUCUUUAGGAACUUCUCAUUUUGCU
Messenger RNA from Eriocheir sinensis (Chinese mitten crab), 864 nucleotides. RefSeq names its product muscle-specific protein 300 kDa-like. The coding region runs from base 105 to 719 and encodes 204 amino acids. Gene Ontology annotation, biological process: nuclear migration. The record is from RefSeq and is a predicted model, not a curated record. Gene Ontology annotation, molecular function: actin filament binding. Gene Ontology annotation, cellular component: nuclear outer membrane; cytoplasm; meiotic nuclear membrane microtubule tethering complex. The transcript has 3 exons. NCBI's taxonomy places the organism in Eukaryota, Metazoa, Arthropoda, Malacostraca, Decapoda, Varunidae.